AUGGACCUGUAUGAGGCCUGCGAGAAUGGCAAUGAGGAGCGUGUGGUGGAGUUGCUGGUGUUUAGCAAGCUAUCUCCAGCGUCUCAGCUUCGCGCUCGAGGGAUCGCAGGUAGAACAGCCCUACUUGCUGCAUGUAUGGGUGGGCAAGCGAGCGUUGUUCGUCUGCUGUUGGGUGAGAAAUGCGUCGUGCAUUUCACAAGUAGAUCGGAGGAUGAGGUCGUGGAGUUGUUGAAGCCAUUAGUGAAGCUAUUCCAGCAAUUCCCAAGUUCAAGCGCGCUUUUCAAAGUGUCGAUGGUAACAAAAGACGGAGGUUCCGAUGUGGUGCCCAUGGCCGAAGUUCAGCUACCCCCGCUCUGGGCGAUCCCUCCGAGUGAAUUGCUGGAAGGCAAGCAGCACGUAGACUACUUUGGCAAUACACCGCUACAAUGUGUGAGUUGUUUCGGUUGUGGUUCCAAUGCAAAGCACAUUGACGACGGAUUGGACAUGACAAAGCAGCUUUUGGUCCACGGAGACCAGCCUAAUUUACCCAAGAAAAGCAACAAAUGGGCACCGCUGCACUGGGCUGCAUACAACGGGAAUCACGAGCAAAUUGCGAUGUUGAUGAAUCCAGUUUUACACAUUGGAGGUGGUAUACAACGCUUUGCCAAGACUCAGUUUGCCAUUCCACUGAUGAUCGAUACGGACGACCUGUUUGCGGUGGAUAUUGCUGGACGUCGUGGACUUGCGCUUAAAGAUGAAAGGACCACCUUACAACGACAAGUAAGCUCGAAAGAUGACGAACCAAACGGAGAAUAUGUUCGCUGGCGUCUACGACUUGAUCAUGUCGAAGUUGUACGGUUACUUAUUCACGAGUUUCUUGCGAAUGGGGCGCAUCUUACACGAUAUGUGGCCGAGAUGAAUGCUCGCAACCCGCUGUAUCCUCAGAAGAACAAAUCCAACCUUCUGACGGUACAAGACGCAGUCCGGUACGCCCAGCAUCUUCUUUACUGGGCAGGUUGCUUCGGUCUUGUCGAAGACGCUCGUUCUCUGCUUCAGUUAGAACUGAAAAUGUCAUCGAUUAGCAGCAAUAGUGGCGCUAAGGCGGCGGUCAAACCUUUGGUAGCACAGAGUACUGACGACAAUAACCUCAAGAUCUCUCUCCGGAUGCUGUACACUUGUUCGUGUGAAUAUGGUAAGAGACAAUCUGUGCUUCACGCUGUUGCAGCACACGGUCAAUUAGAAAUCCUUAAGCUGUUUCUCGACAAAAUGCUAGACGAUCAACUACAUCCUUCGGAUUCAGCUACUCUCAUUGGAAUUUCCAAGUUGAACGGAGUAAAACCAAAGAAAAAUAUCGUCGUUCCUAUCGUCAUGACUAUGGAGAUGACUGAAUCGAACAACGAAACUGAGAGAACGGAACAACUGAAUAUUUUGGACUACGUGAACGCUGGUUGGACAAACUACCGCAACGAAACCCCCUUGUUUCACGCAAUACUCUAUCUUCAAGAUAGCGCGGUGAGAUUAUUCGCCAACAUCCUUUGCCCGAAAAGUCUCGCGUGGGAACUUGAAAACGUGAAUGUCGAGGGAUCCUUGCUACAUCAUAUUUCAAGUGAGACUUCUCGACAAACGCUCGGCAUUGAACACCAAUCCGCGCGACCUGAAUACGUGAUGCUCUUCGAUGGAAUGAGGAAGAAACAGUUUAAAGAGACUGUCAUCGAGACGAUGCACGAAGAGAGCUCUAUUGCUCCAUCACUUGUCGUGACUCGGUCGGGUGUUCGUGAAACAGUUUCUGGAACUUGUAAGGCAAGGGGAGAGAUCGACUAUCUCGUUGUCGGUGCUGCGGAUGAGGUGCUCAUUCAACAGGCUCAAGUACUACAGCUCAAAGUGAAACAUCGAGGCUCGUCAACGCGCUCCAUAUACAACGCUAGCUCUCCUGAAUCAUUUGAGAGCUUUCGAUCGCUACAACGUCAACAAGUGAUUCUCAGUAUUAUCCAGAGGAAGAUUAACCUCCAGAAUCACAUCAAGAACGGCAACAUUAUCACGAUUUUUCCUUUGCACGAUGUCAUGGGCUGCCGCAACAUCAUUCGUCAUUGGGGCUACACGGAUUCUUCCCAACGGAUUUUCCAGCCCUUUACAGGCAACAGCCUCGAACAGUUUUUCUUGGAGCGUAAGCGACAUCAGUACGAAAUGUUGUGGCCACUUCUCACGUAUUUUGGAGAAAAGCAUGCGUUCUACUAUGCUUUUGUGACGUUUUACACUGUGUGGCUGCUUCCGAUUGCUGUGCUUGGAAUGGCUUGUCAAAUGUUGUGGCUAGCGAAUAAUGUCAGUUUUGUGCCGCCACUUUUUGCGAUUGUAGUGUCCAUUUGGGCCACGCUAAUGGUGGAAUGCUGGAAACGCAAACGUAGUGAAAUACAGAGAAAAUUUGGGCAUUUUCGACGCAACCGAAGCGAGGAAACUCCAGGAUUCUACGGGGAUUUUCUAGUUGAAACCACGAUGAUACGAGCAAAAUGUGCCGUCGAUGUGAGUUUUCCGAGAGCUGUACAGCUUGUCAGAAUUUAUACUGGUAUUCCCUUACUUAUGACCAUGGCUAUAGCCGCAGUGGUGAUUUUUGUUGCAGUCAAGACGAACACUGCGUCAUCGGCAGUCGUGCAUAACGCCAUGCCGUGGUUGCCAGUGAUAUUUGUCCCUUACGUCGUUCCAUUUAUGAAUGCGGUAUCAAUGUUGCUGCUUGAUACUUGGUAUACCCGACUCGCUCGUUCGCUCACCACCUGGGAGAAUCAUCGCACGGUUUGGGAGUUUGAAAGCAUGCUCGCCACUAAACUGUUCUCUUUCAAAUUCUUAAACGCUUUCAUCUCAUUAUUCUGGAUCGCAUUUGUGGAUCAGAACGCUACUGCGCUUCGCAAACAGCUCUUGAUCAUCAUGGGAGUUCGUCAGUUGUGGAAUUCAAUUCAGCGAGAUGUCUUACCAAUGUUUCACGUGCGGUAUCGAUGGAAAAACGCUGGAUUUCGCUUUCGACAGGCAUCCGGUCGAGUCAAAAAUUGCUGGUCCAUGUCAAGUCACGAAUGGUACGACGCAGAACUUUCAUAUUCGUCCACAGCAAUGUCAUUGAGUGGAAAAGAACGUAUCCUUCCUCCUCCUCCGAUGGUUCUCCUGCAAGAACUUAUGUAUCCCCACGAUUUUCUUAUGGGGAAGCAGAUGGAAGUAGUUUUACAGUUCGGAUACGUUACCAUGUUUGUCUCGGUACUACCUGUGGCGCCUUUGUUUGCUCUACUAAGUAAUGUUGUGGCAACGCGUCUAGAUGUAUUGAGUUGCACGCAAGCUAAACGACGUCCACCUUUUGAAAGCGAGACGGAGGUGUCGACGUUUAUGAGUAUCCUGGAGUUUAUGAGCUUUGCUGCUGUCGCUGUCAACUGUGCUGUGCUCUUCUUCACUACCAGAUCGGAUUUUGAAAGCCUAAUUCAAGUGAUACGUCCGGGUUGGAGAGAGGAUACAACAACUGAUAACUCAAGUGCAUACGUAACAGAACUCUGGCUGCUGCUUGUAAUUGAACACGUCGUACUGGGAGCCAAAGCUCUUUUGUCGUUGGUGAUAGAUGACUCGGCGUCGUGGGUGCGUCUAGAUGAAGACCAAACAGAUGAAGAGGAAAAGAAGAGGAUGCUCGUUGUCAAUACUCCGAUAUAUCCAGCAACAGUAAGAAGCUCGACUGAAGAUCUAGACAUGACGCAACAUCGAGGCGGCGUCGACCAGUCCAAGUUCAACCAAGUUUUGGCAAAACAGUAUUUAGUGGCUCUCCAGGAGCGAGAUGAGGCCUUGAAGCGCGAACAAACAGCUAGGCAACUGCUUGCUGAAUCGAUGAAAUACGCAGAGAAGGCACAGAUCCAGACUGUUGUUGCUUCUAGCUCGAACGAAUCUGCAGCUACAAAUUUGACCCCCUGUGAUUCCAACUCUGGGCGUGUUCCAACCACAAUAGAAGACGAGAGGAAUUUGGACGCAUUCAACGCACGAGAUAGCAGAAGUAGUGAGCUGGGACGACGACAUUGCUUCUUGUGUUUUGCAUUGAGAAAUCUCCGGAUUCCAGCGGAGAAGCGAUGUCUUUCGUGCCAUAUCGCGCUGUGCUUCGCUUGCGACGAGAUUAUCCACCUGGACGACCUGGGAGUGAAGGAACUUCCACAUUUCCGAGUGAAGAUGUGUGAAGAAAUGUCACGCAAAACGGUGAUAGCUGACGAGCACAGUGUGCGCAUUAAAGUGGAGUCAAACAAUAUCGACGUAAGCCCCGAUUACCAUUCAACUCGACGCUGCAGCGGGCACGAAAAGAAACAAUUGAGGGAACUGCGAAGACAUGUCGAGAGCUUUAUUUCUCACUGCGACGUCUCUAAUGCACAGCAACUGACAAGUGACGAAGCGUUUAAGCGUUGUUGCGCGAACGUUCGCAUUGCACUGCGCUAUCUUCGUAAUCAUGAGCGACAGCGUCUGUAUCUCGAAAGCUCGAACCCGGCGGUCUCACCAGCACUUGCGUCAGUCUCUAAAGAACUCUGUGACUAG
Molecule: messenger RNA, 4518 nt
Organism: Phytophthora nicotianae INRA-310
Lineage: Eukaryota; Oomycota; Peronosporomycetes; Peronosporales; Peronosporaceae
Exons: 1
Coding region: 1-4518 (1505 amino acids)
Biological process (GO): chloride transmembrane transport
Molecular function (GO): protein binding; chloride channel activity
Source: RefSeq, a predicted model, not a curated record